Messenger RNA from Ectocarpus siliculosus, 1527 nucleotides. Lineage: Eukaryota; Phaeophyceae; Ectocarpales; Ectocarpaceae. The record is from the annotation of a GenBank genome assembly.
AUGGCGGACCGAGAUAGCGCCGAGCCGUCCACUGUGAUCGUCGGCGCCUUUCCCGUGUGGGCUAGGCUGCAACAGGCCGCAACCGUAUCGUCGCGACUGCGAUGUCCGAGCCCGCCGUGCUGCCUUGGGGACCACGUGCACACGUAUCGGGGGGGCGACCUCGGAGAGGAGAUGUCGCACGUCCGGGGAACCGUUGUGGUCCGCAGGCCCGACCUGGCGAGAGCUCCCGGAACGCUGGCGCCUGCCUACGACGUGGACUUCAUUAGGACGUUUCAGUCCUACUUCCCUAUCUCGCAAAGCUCGCUGCUCAGAGGAAUGCUCACGGCUGACGAACAGAAUAUGACAUCCACGACCAAACACGCACUUCCGAAGUUCCCCGAGCUACUUGGAGUCACUUCAUUCCUAGGCGCCGUUCGCGAGGGCAACCCUGCUGCGGCAGACGGGUUCGAGGUGCGAGAUGACAGCUUGGUAGUUGUUUUUGCUUUUUUCAAGGCACCGGGCGGCCGGGGCGCUGCUCCCCUUCCGCUCCGUCCACUGGCAAGCCUGAAGGGCUCGAUCGAGAUGGAAGCAAUGAUGGACUACAUUUUGCCGCUUAAUUGCGCUACGGCACACAAAAAUGAGGGAAGGGGCUUCAAAGAAAACGCCGUCGGACCUAUACCGAGUUACGUCAAGCGCUACGAAAAGGUGUUCGUGAUGACCCAAGACUGGGGCCCGAACUACUACCACUUUACGGUGGAGCAUCUGCCGCGGAUCACAUUGGCUUUGGAUAUCCUUCUUAGAAACCCAGAUAUCAUGAUCGCAGUACACUUCCACGAUACCGACCAUUGGCACGACACUUCCACAGAGCUCGAAGCUCAUAUGGGCAUGUUCGAGAUUCUGGGGAUCAGCAGAGAGCGCAUCAUUCUUGUCAAGACAAGGAUCCAUGCAGAUUUAGUGAUUGUGCCGACUACUACUGUUUGCGGCGACCCGGACGCUCACAUGGUCAACAUGCUCAGGAACAGAUUCCUGCAGGGUCUUUUCCCGACCACGGAUGGCGUUCCUCCUGCGCCACCCCGCCCGGUGAUCGUGCUCGUUGUGCGCACCACAUUGCGGGGCCUGAAGAACAACGAGGAGGUAAGAGAGGCCCUGGAGAUGAACUUUCCGAGCUUCGACGUGGUGGAGUUCUUCGGCACAGAUCCCGUCCGAGAUCAGCUCAAGACCUUCGCAAGCGCAGCCAUGAUCAUAGCUCCCCACGGAGCCGGGCUUGCCAACAUGGUCGUCGCGCCACUGCACACUCCGGUGCUGGAAAUAGCCCCGAUAAGGUGCCCCCCCUGCUUCUUGAGGCUCGCGUUGAAGCUUCACCAUGUCUACGCGAGGCAUCCCGGAGGCAAAUGGACAAAACGGUGUCAGACAUGGUACAAGACAGACGUCGACGAAAUUGUCACCCUCGCACGCAGUAGUCUAAUCGAGAUAGAGUUGGCCGCAACUCAAGAAGCCUCCCAGAGCUCUCGAGGGUGCGAAUUGCACGACGAAUACCGCCUGCUCUAG